Messenger RNA from Trichoderma reesei QM6a, 978 nucleotides. RefSeq lists its product as uncharacterized. The transcript is spliced from 4 exons. The record is from RefSeq and is a predicted model, not a curated record. Lineage: Eukaryota; Fungi; Ascomycota; Sordariomycetes; Hypocreales; Hypocreaceae. The coding region runs from base 1 to 978 and encodes 325 amino acids.
AUGGGCAUCUGGACGCAAAUGUGCCCGCCCAAGCCUGCCUUUACGGAGCAAAACCUUGGUAAUCUCACCGGCAAGGUCUAUAUCGUUACCGGCUCCAACACCGGCGUCGGGAAAGAGCUCGCGCAGAUUCUCUACUCUAAAAACGCCACCGUCUACGUCGCAGCCCGUAGCCAGGCAAAAGCCACAGAGGCCAUCGAGGACAUUCGCAAGGCCUUCCCCACGUCCACCGGCCGCCUCGUGUUCCACCCUCUAGAUCUGGCUGACCUAGAAGCCGUCGCCAAGUCAGCCAGGGACUUCAUCGCGAGGGAGACGAGGCUCGAUGUCCUGUUCAACAAUGCCGGCGUCAUGCAUCCGCCCCAAGGGUCAACAACGAAGCAGGGCCACGAGCUUCAGCUGGGCGUGAACAAUCUGGGCCACGUCCUGUUCACGGAGCUCCUGACGCCGUUGCUCGCCCAGACUGCGGCAAAGAGCGCGCCCAACUCGGUGCGCGUCGUCUGGGUGAGCUCUCUGUAUUCGGAACUGGGAUCGCCCAAGGGAGGAAUCGAUCCGGAUAACCUGGGCUUCACAAAAAAAGACAAGAGCACCUACCACAAGUACUCUGUGAGCAAGGCGGGCGUCUAUUACCAGGGCGCAGAGUACGCGAAAAAGUACAAGGACCAGGGAAUCAUCAGUCUGACUGUGAACCCAGGAAACCUCAGGUCUGACCUCCAGCGAUACGGCGGGGAUGGAAUCAUUCAGCAGCUUAACAAAAAGCUCCUCCUGUUCCCCCCAAUCAACGGAGCAUACUCUGAGCUCUUUUGCGGCCUGUCUCCGGAAGUGACGGCAGACAAGUCAGGAAGCUAUGUGAUACCUUGGGGACGAUUUGCCAGCAUCCGAGAAGAUAUUGAAAAGGGAACCAAGAGCCCGGAGGAAGGGGGAAGCGGCCUGGGAAAGAUAUGGUACGACUGGUGCAUGGAGCAGGUUGCCCCGUUCAUGUAA